This is a messenger RNA of Lachancea thermotolerans CBS 6340, 948 nucleotides long. Its product is annotated as KLTH0G11572p. The record is from RefSeq and is a predicted model, not a curated record. Lineage: Eukaryota; Fungi; Ascomycota; Saccharomycetes; Saccharomycetales; Saccharomycetaceae. Bases 1 to 948 code for a protein of 315 amino acids. The transcript has a single exon.
AUGAAUGAAAGCUACGAUUGGUCAGAGGAGGCUCAGAAGCUAAUCAAAUUUCGCGAUCAGAAGGUCCUAGAGCCCGCACAAAAUGAUUUGUUGUGCAAGCGAUUAGUGAUUGAAAGAAGAAUCAAAGAAGCCGCAGAAGAACAUUUGAAGAACGAAAAUGCAUUCCAAUUGGGAAGGCUUGACAAGGUCAGUCCGGAGUACCUCCGCAUAAUGUGUAUGGAUUAUGAAGAUUUGAAAACUGCGGGUGUUGCUUACAAUCCAGCGAAAAUCAGAAAAGAAGGGGCUUCCAGCGUUCUGAGAUCAUCAGACCAAGAUGAAUUGGAAUCCCCAGAGAGCGGAGCUGCAACUAUGGAAACGUUGGUUUCUAAAGAGUUAGAGAACGACAAGGAUAGCGGUAACAUACUUCACGUAUCAAGAGGACAAGAAAUGGUUUUGAACGCAAGAAAAAAUACUGCGCUUGUCAAAUCGAUGCUUGAUACGCAAUCCGCAAGUUCCAAUGGUAUUCAUAUAUCAAAAAAGAGGGAAGUUGAGAUCUUGAGUGAUGGUUCCGAAAGCGAUAGCGAUGAUAGCCGAAGCAAAUCCAAGCGCCGCCAAGUUGGAACGCACCCUGAUGCUUUUGCGCACGAAGCACAAGUGCAGUUUUCCCCCGACAACCAGGCCCAACUUUUCCAAUAUGAAAGAAGUCUUUCAGGAAAUGCUGUACCCACAUAUGGCUACAUGCAGCAACAGCAAGUUCUAAACAUGACCCAACAAAUUACCUCACGCUCUCCUCCACAAAUUCACGCACAUUCUCACCAACAAUAUCAAAUCCCUCCUAGAACAGUCAAAAAGACACGAACAGGGACGCUUCCACCACGGCAACUUCCCGAAGCGGAGCAGAGUAGCAAAAAUAAAACGCCGAAAGCCCUCCGGAAGAUGGAAAACGUUGCUCGGAAGCAUGGCCUGUGA